Molecule: messenger RNA, 1566 nt
Organism: Bactrocera tryoni
Lineage: Eukaryota; Metazoa; Arthropoda; Insecta; Diptera; Tephritidae
Exons: 6
Coding region: 79-1566 (495 amino acids)
Biological process (GO): regulation of cilium movement; cilium-dependent cell motility; axonemal dynein complex assembly
Cellular component (GO): axonemal dynein complex; axoneme
Source: RefSeq, a predicted model, not a curated record
CCAAAUAGGAAAAUAAAUUUUUUGAAAAUUUUAAUUUUAGAAAGCCAAAGCAAUUUAACUGAAAGAAAGUAACGAAAAAUGGAUCCCGCAGAGCUUAUAGAUAUGGCGAAACGAGCCACUGAAUUGAAAAGUGUGAAUUAUAUAGAUGAGCAACCACAACCAGAAGUGGAGCCGGUCAAAAAGAAGAAAAAGAAGCUAACCAAAGCCCAAAAGCGUGAACUGCGACUACAAAGGGAGCUGGAGUUUAAGAAAUUGGAGAUAACGGAACAUCUCAAACGCGAACUCGAGUUAUCCAAGCGUUCGGCGAAAAGAGGUAAAGAGGAUUGGGAGGAAAUAUGUCGAGAGAUUAAAAUUGAGGAAUUGAAAACCGAGGUUUUGGAGUGGUCGAAGAAGACGCAGCGUGUAAUGCAACAGAUAGAUGAAAAAGUCCAAAGCCUACUUGCAGAUAUCGAGUCCACGCAGGAGUUGCACAAACGGAACUUUGAACGUCAUUUACAGGUGUUGGAUUUUGCCAUCAGUUGCUACAACACUUUGCUCGAAGUUUCCAAACAACUCUACGAAAGCGAGGCCCAACAGCUUAUCGAGGAGUUCAAGGACGAAUUGAACACACAUCAGAAGAUACAGGAUGGCUUCCGACUCAAUUGUGAAAAUAUUAUGCACGCCACGAAUUUGGUGGUGGAAAAUCAAAUGCUUACCGACUACGAGAUCUUCGUGGAGAAGCAAGAUAACGAAGUGAACACGGAAAUUGAGAAGCGUUUUGGCAUACGCGACGCGGUAAUCGCCAAAAUGAAAACGCUACACAAACAACUCAUCGACUUUAUUAACUCUUUGGUGAAUGUCUCGUUGGAUACGAAGAAAUACGAACACAUACAUAUGCUGAUGGAUCGUCAGCGGAACUUCGUCACCGAAUCACGACGUCUGAAUGAUAUAGAAUUUCGACUGACACGCACAGCCGGCGAAUUGCAACGUGAUUUAGUGCAUAACGAAGUGGAGGCGCAGCGCAAGCUCGCGGACCUUCGUCUGGAGCAAGAGUAUUUCCUGCAGGUGCGCAAGGGUAUCGAACGAAACAUCAAUUAUGAUCGGAAUGUCACGUUUGAGAAGCUGCAAACGCUUUCUGGCGAAUGUUAUGGCAUGUUGAAGGAUUACCAGAAACUGCUGAAAUACGGCGAGCUGCUGCUCUCGCAUGCCGCCAAUUGUCGGAAAUUACAGACAGAAUCGGAAAAGGUUGUUGCUCCCAAGGACGAAGAUGAGACUUCCGUCGAUGACGCAACAUUUGAACUCGAAGCUUUGAACUUGAAGGCACAUAUUGAUGUGUCCGAAGAGGAGCUUUCGAAGCAUAUGCAUUUAAUGAAAAACUUUUGGCAUCGUCAAGCGCUCGCUUCCACACAAAAUCUGCUCUUAGCCAAAGAGAAACGUGAACUAUUGGAAGAGAAUCAGAAAUAUAAGGAUUUCAUUAAGCUCAUGAGCAAACGAGAGAAUAUUGAUGAUAUGCUGAAAACUUUCACAGUGACGCCGCUGUUAGUGCCGAAGGAGCAGGAUUGUUACAAGAAAAACAUUUUGAAAUGA